Penicillium longicatenatum is the source of this 1656-nucleotide messenger RNA. RefSeq names its product MFS transporter. The record is from RefSeq and is a predicted model, not a curated record. The coding region runs from base 1 to 1656 and encodes 551 amino acids. Gene Ontology annotation, molecular function: transmembrane transporter activity. Lineage: Eukaryota; Fungi; Ascomycota; Eurotiomycetes; Eurotiales; Aspergillaceae. The transcript has a single exon. Gene Ontology annotation, biological process: transmembrane transport.
AUGCCUUUACCCGACGAAAGCUCGACAAGCCUCACCCACUCUAUCGCUGUACCUACAGAGCAAAAACCGGAUCAAGACCCUGAAAGUCAAUUCGUCCAAAAUGUGGAGCGUCAGCCUGAGGAUUUCUCUGUAUUCACCAUGACCGAAAAAAGGGCAAUGGUCGCAGUUGGCUCUCUUGCCGCCUUCUUCUCGCCCUUAUCGUCCAGUAUCUAUUUCCCAGCACUAGAUACGAUAGCGACAGCUUUGGAUGUGUCCACCUCAAAGAUCAAUAUCACCGUUACAACCUACAUGGUAAGGGAACAAUUUGUGUUGUUAAAACAAGGUUUCAUGGCUAACAUAUUUCUUCCUUUUGCUAAUCAGAUCUUACAAGGGGCUGCACCGAUGUUUAUCGCAGGCUUCUCCGACACUGCAGGAAGGCGGCCGGCCUACAUGCUCUGCUUCAUAAUUUAUUUCAUGGCCAACCUUGGACUCGGCCUACAAAACAGCUACGCCGCCUUACUCGUUCUCCGAAUGCUACAAAGUGCCGGUAGCAGUGGUACGGUCGCACUUGCUAAUGGCUUGGUGGCAGAUAUGGUCACUUCUUCAGAGCGAGGCAGUUACAUUGCAUAUGCUACCAUCGGAGGUAUGCUAGGCCCUUCUCUGUCUCCCGUCAUUGGUGGACUUAUCAGCCAGUACCUGAACUGGCAUUGGAUUUUCUGGUUUCUCCUAAUCCUCGGUGGCGUAUUCUUCAUCUUUCUUGCGCUAUUCCUCCCAGAAACGUGCCAGAAAGUCGUUGGAGACGGAUCAGUCCCACCACCUAUCCUGAAUAUGUCUUUGACGGAUCUUAUAAGACAAAGACGGCGAGUUAAAAAGGGUAUCAGCCCUGAUCCUCAGAAAGUUGCCGAGGUGCGGAAAGAUUAUCGCUUGACCAUCCCUUCACCUUGGCCGACCCUGAAAGUUUGUUACGACCUAGAAACAAUGCUGAUCCUGCUGACCACUGGGUUGAUGUUUGCCUGUUUCUACGCAGUCAUGACUGGAGCAACUACGUCCUUCCAUGAGGUAUAUCAUUUCAACAACAUUCAAACCGGCUUAAUGUACCUCCCCAUUGGUGCCGGUGGAAUAGCGUCUGCCUUUUCGACAGGCGCCAUCGUUGACUGGAACUAUCGUCGCCAUGCUAAGAAAGCUGGAAUCCCAGUGCUGAAAAAUGUUCGACAAGAUCUUCGCAACUUCAACAUUGAGAGAGUCCGACUAGAAGUUGCCCUGCCAAUGUACUACAUAAGUCUUGUAACAGUCAUUGCAUACGGAUGGGUGCUAGGUCGGAAAGUCAACUUGGCAGCCCCUGUAAUUCUUCUAUUCAUUUGCGGAUGGGCUCUGAUGGGUACCUCACAGGUGCUUUCUGCAUUGAUGGUUGACAUCUGGCCGGGGAAGUCAGCAUCUGCCACUGCAGCGAAUAACUUGUUUCGCUGUGAGCUAGGUGCCGCUGCAUCUGCUGCAGUCAGUCCAAUGACUGAAGCCAUGGGCUCGGGAUGGGCGUACACGACGCUAGCGUUGAUUGCGCUUGCAGCUUCUCCUUGCUUCUGGAUUAUGAUGAAACAAGGAAUAAAAUGGCGACAGAAGAGACUGGGGAAGAAAGAAGAAUCAGAAGCGAAGAAAUCUGCAAUGGAGGGAAAGGCCUAG